This is a messenger RNA of Loa loa (African eye worm), 1811 nucleotides long. RefSeq names its product zinc finger protein. The record is from RefSeq and is a predicted model, not a curated record. The transcript has 11 exons. The coding region runs from base 35 to 1585 and encodes 516 amino acids. NCBI's taxonomy places the organism in Eukaryota, Metazoa, Nematoda, Chromadorea, Rhabditida, Onchocercidae. Gene Ontology annotation, molecular function: DNA-binding transcription factor activity, RNA polymerase II-specific; RNA polymerase II transcription regulatory region sequence-specific DNA binding. Gene Ontology annotation, biological process: regulation of transcription by RNA polymerase II. Gene Ontology annotation, cellular component: nucleus.
GUUGCUUCGUGCGUGUAUAAGAUGUGCUCGUUGAAUGGACGAGGGAUCAAUUAAUAGUCGUUCCACGGAGACCGUUAUCAAAUCGGUCUCCGGUUUAACGGCAGCUUCGGUCGAGGAUGGCAAUAAUAAUCCUGAACAGGCGGAAAUGGUGCGCAAACGUUUGCAAGCUUGCGAAAUUGCUUCAGUGGAUGUUAAUGAGAUGGUAUGGGAAGCAAGUAGCAAUGACGAGAAAGAAAAAACUUUUCAUGAACUGCAGCCAAUUAAAGAAAAAGAUUACGAAUUCCUAGUUCCAAGUACUUCUAAAAAAGUGUUAAAACGAGCUCAAGAUAUCACAGAAGAACGGAAAAAUGAACAUAAACGAUGGCGUGCAGCAAUCGAUGGAUAUGCGCAGUAUUCAGAAUGGAUUUGUAAAGUUAAUGAGAAAGUGGAAGAUAUGCCAGAUUUGGAUAGUGGCGGAAGUGUUGCCACUACCGAUGCUACAGAUGAUCCAGAAGCAGAAUAUUUCAUCGCUGUGGAUUCAAUGAAGGAUGUUAUUGACCAGAUUCAGAAAGCUAGAGCAGCGCAGUCAGAGGAAACAGCGGAAAGUGAUGCGAAACUAGAUGAAAUUUUAAAAUACUGUGAAGAAAGUGCGAAACGAAUUGGUUCAUUUGAAGAUAAAAAUAUUCAGAAUUAUCAAAUGUUUAUAUGCUUCGCUUGUGGUCGGGUUUUCGAUGAUGAAAUCGCAAUGCGGAAUCAUAUAAAUGAAAUCCAUCUCUCUAAUAAGGACUAUAUUUUCAAAUGUAGUUACUGCUACAGACGUUUCAAAUUGAAGCAUCAUUUGCAACGCCAUGAACGUACACACGAUCUAUCACUUGUGCAUACUUGUAAUCGAUGCUCUUCAUCAUUUCGGAGUUUCGAAUCGUUAAUUGUACAUAAAAGUAAAGCUCAUGGAAUCGAUGAGAACGGUGCAAAAAUUUUGAAUUUGAAGUAUAAUUGUAAUAAGUGCAAGCAGAAGUUUGGGACUUUUAUCGAAUUGAGUAGACACAAAUAUUUUUGUUUGAAUGAGUCUCGCAUCAAAGAGCAGAAGAAAGUCAGUGGUGCUUCUCCUUCUUCAUCUACGAGUUCGAUAUUUUCUCUGUCUUCAAGACAGAAAGUUGACAAAACAUGCAGAAUAUGUAAUACGAAAUUUGCAUCACGGCAGUCAUUAAUACGCCAUAUGGGUCGAAUUCAUCCGCAGGAAAAGAUUGAUGAAAUUAAACAGUAUGAAGUAAUCCAGUCGCCAGAUCUUCCGUUUGCCUGUAAUAUUUGUUCGAAACGUUUCACGACCAGAACCUUAAUGUUAGUUCAUCGUAAGCGACACGAAGGAAGGCAUUUCGUCUGUGAAAUAUGUAAGAAGACAUAUCCAUUAGCAAGUGAAUUACGAAAACAUGUCAAGCGUGUACACGGAAGCUCUUUGGAAGGUUAUGGGACAUCGAAAGGUUCGAGUGCAGAAUACAGUAGUGCAACCGCCAUCGAUAAGCAGAAUUUAAGUAAGCAACAAUCGCUACCAGUAGAGCAGUACAAUAAUUGCGAUUACGAAGAUCUUACCGAUUUCGGUGAUUUGUAACUAAUGUUUGCAAUAAUAAUGUUGGUGAUUUCUGUAAAGAUCGACACGUAGUGAAUCUAGUAUUGUACACUUUAAUCAUAUUAAGUUCGUUGUUAUUCGCACAACAUAAUGAAUGCUGUGAAUUGGUCUAUCCUUUUUUUUGUUGAUAUUAUGCUUCCCGAGAUUACUCAUGAUGGAAAUUGAUAUAGCCUUUACAAAAUUCUAUACACAUGAUGUACAUAUGAAC